AUGGUAAAGGAAGAACUAUCCCGCUUUCUGCAGAGAGUUAACGCUAAUCUUUUGAUUAAUGUCCUUGCUACUGAUCGACAUAUUCAAGUUGGGUGCAUGAUGAGAAAGAAGUUUCCUCAAAUUAUUCACCAAUUUGAUGUCUGGCAUGUCUCUAAAGCCAUAAUCAAGAAACUAACAGAGAAGACUACGGAUUGUGCAGUUUUGUGGCAUUGGAUUGGCUCAAUCAAAAAGCAUUUUUGGUGGAGUGUGGCUUCAUGUGAUGGAAAUCUAGAAUUACUGAAAGAGAAAUGGAGAUCAGUCUUGCAACAUUGUGUGAAUGUUCACCAUUUCGAAUGUAACAAUCAGUUCCAUGCUUGUGCCCAUCAACCACUCACUGAAAUGGAACAAAAGAAGAAGAAAUGGUCGAAACCUUCAUCCCCAGCCUAUCAUGCAAUUCAGGAUAUUAUCUUUGACAAUUCCAUUACAAAAUCAUUGGAAAAGCUGACUUUGUUUUGCCACACUGGUGAUUUAGAGGUAUACCAUUCAAUGAUGUUAAAGUAUUGUCCCAAACGUCAACAUUUUUCAUAUGAUGGAAUGGUGGCCAGGACUCAGCUAGCUGCCUUAGACCACAACUAUAACACAGGUAGAAAACAAGCCACAUCUUCAAGAGGUCCAACAGAGGGUGCAUUAAAGUUCAACCAAGUAUUUCCAAAGAGAUGCAAGACCUGGGUUGCUCAACCAAUCCCCGACAAAAACAAAUCAUUCGUACAGGAAAACUUUAAUGUCCCGAACUGUAGAAGUGAGGUCAAAAGAUAUCAAAUUGUCAGAAACAACAAAACCAAACUUGCCCAGGAAUAUUGCGAACAUGGAUAA
Messenger RNA from Lottia gigantea (owl limpet), 852 nucleotides. RefSeq lists its product as hypothetical. The transcript has a single exon. The record is from RefSeq and is a predicted model, not a curated record. The coding region runs from base 1 to 852 and encodes 283 amino acids. NCBI's taxonomy places the organism in Eukaryota, Metazoa, Mollusca, Gastropoda, Lottiidae.